UAUCGAUUAAUUUCGAUCAAUUUGUUACCAUACAAAUUUUUCUUAUUUUAUAUUAUUAAGUGAAAUGAAUAUGUGGGACGAGAUUCCAUUUAUAGACGAAGAUGAGCCGAUUGCUAGCCGUUCGUCAGGAAUCAAAAGAAAACGAGAAACACCUUACGAUGCUACACUGAUAGUAGAGCGAGAAAAAUGGGAAAGAUGGCUAAGUAACUGGUCGUUUUUUGCAAAGAAACAUGGAAAAGAGAUAACAAAAAGUUGCAGAAAAGGAAUACCAUCUUUAGUGAGGGGACGAGCAUGGCUACAUCUUUCCGGCGGUCAGUCCCUUUUGGAGAACAAUCCUCCAAAUCAAUUCAAAGCGUUGUUGAAGCAAGCAGUCGAAAAUCCGGCAGUCACCAGAAAUAUACAAAAAGAUCUGCACGCACAGUGGCCAUUUUAUGAGUCUUCUGCUGGCAGUGGACCUGACCCACGAGAACUUUUUUCUGUUUUGCGGACUUAUGCUGUUUUCAAUGGCAAGCUCAAAUAUCAUGAGGGCCAGGGAUCGAUCGCUGCUUUUCUUCUCAUACACAUGCCCAUUGACCAAUCCUAUUAUUGCUUCAUCAGCAUUUGCGAUAAGUAUGUCUGCAAAUAUAACAGUGGUGAGGAAGCUGUUCAACGGGAUGGAGAUAUCUUGAUGGAGUGUCUACGAUACGUCUCACCGAUUGCCUACUCCCAUCUCAAAAGAUUCGAAAUUCUACCGAAAUUUUUCAUAAGUGAUUGGUUCACGGGCUUAUACACGCGAACGCUGCCACUGAAAAGUUUGCGUCGUGUCUGGGACAUGUUUCUCUGCGAGGGAGCCAGCGUGAUCUUCAAAGUUGCACUCGCAUUGAUGAAAGGUUGCCUCGGAACUGAAGCAUUGACACAAAGUUAUCCUACGAUGGGCGAAACUAUCAGAGUGUUAAGAAAUCUGCCUGAUGACGUGAUCAAUGAAAAGGCUCUGGUGUCUGAGAUUGAAAAGUUGAACCCGACGUUAAAUUUGAAAACGAAAGAAGAAGAAAAAUGGAAACAGUGGCUAAGCAUUUGGCCGUUUUAUCAAGAAACCCAUGGAGAAGAAAUAAAAGAAAGUUGCAGACAAGGAAUACCAGAAUCAGUGAGAGCACAAGCGUGGUUGUAUUUCUCUGGAGGUCAGUUGCUCAUGAAGGCAAAACCAAAACUGUUUCAGCUGUUAGUAAAGAAAGCCGGAGAUCCGAAAGUCAUUGAGGAUAUAAGAAAGGAUCUUCCCAGACAAUCUCGAUAUCUUGCAAAGAUAUCGCACAACCUACUCGGAGAAAAAAAUCUUUUUGAAAUAUUAAAGGGUUAUUCCAAUUACAACUCGCAAAUCGGGUAUUUUCAAGCCCAAGCACCCAUCGCCUCUUUUCUUCUUACGCAAAUGACCUCCACUGAAGCUUUCUGCUGCUUCACUGUUAUCUGUGAAAAGUAUCUCAAUGACUAUGCUUUCUCAAACCCAGCGAUCUUCGAACUAGAUGGAUCUAUAUUAAUGAAUCUUUUAAAAAAAGUUUCAAUUACCGCCUACUCUCAUCUGGUAGACCAAGAGGUUGUGCCGGACAUAUUCAUAACCGUUAUGGCUACAUGGUUCACGGGUUUGUAUACACGAACGUUGCCAUACAAAAGUGCAAUUCGUGUCUGGGACAUGUUUCUCUGUGAGGGAAACAUUGUUAUUUUUAAAGUUGCAGUUGUAUUGAUAAAGAAUUGCCUUGGAACUGAGGCAUUGACAAAACGUUAUGCUACAAAGGUGGAUAUUUUCCAAGUAUUACAAAAUCCACCUGAUCACAUCGUCGAGGAAAAUGCUCUAGUUUCUGAGAUUCAGAAAUUGGAUUUUGACGACGCAUAUGAGGAUUAUGCAGAAAUCAGGGAUAAAGAAGCACCAACAUUAAGAGAGCAACCUAUCUGGUGAAAAAGCUUGUUACGUCCAAUUCAAUGUGAAUUAAAAAUAAAGUUAUCAGUGCAUCAUU
This is a messenger RNA of Venturia canescens, 1985 nucleotides long. Its product is annotated as ecotropic viral integration site 5 ortholog-like. The transcript is spliced from 6 exons. NCBI's taxonomy places the organism in Eukaryota, Metazoa, Arthropoda, Insecta, Hymenoptera, Ichneumonidae. Bases 65 to 1927 code for a protein of 620 amino acids. The record is from RefSeq and is a predicted model, not a curated record.